GUCGUCCAUUUCGCAUUCAAACCCUUCUCCGUCAUAUUAUCUCAUCAAGGGUUUAGAGCUCACUGUGCAAACCCUCUAAACCCUAGCACCAUGAAUACUCUGAAUCCCGCCGCUGCUAAGCUUAUCUCCCGCCGUCCGCCGCUCGUCCCAUCGCUCAAUUCCAGCCGUCCAUCUUCCUUCAAACCCCUCUCCCCCCUGUCACUGAGAUUUCCGCCGCCGCCGCUCCGUCGCUUGUCGCUCUCCCCGAGAGCUUAUCUGCAUGAGCCGAACCGUAAAACCGACAACAGAGAGCAGAAAGCUUCCGGAAUUUCAUUUUUGGCCCCUCUGAGAACCGCCGUCGUGACCUCCAUCACCGCCGCCGCGCUUCUCCUCACCGGAUUUUAUUUUUCCGGCCAACGCGCCAUCGCCAGCCCAAUUUCACCCCCUCUCACCGAAACCGAAUCCACCGAAACUGAAACCACAGAAACCAAUAAGGAUUCAAUUAUGGAUGAAGAAAGGGAGCGUCUGCUCGAAGAGGAACUGCUUUCCAAUCCCGACAAUGUUGACGUACUGAAGAAUCUGAUGGAAGCUAAAAUCAAGAGCAGAAAGCUUCCGGAAGCAAUUGAGAUCAUGGACAAGCUGAUCGAACUCGAGCCUGAUGAAGUGGAGUGGCCAAUGAUGAAAGCCCAUUUAUACGCUUACGAUGGCAAUUUUGAGUCUGCCAAAAACGGGUUCAACGAGCUUCUCGAGAAAGACCCUGCCCGUGUGGAGGCCUAUCAUGGAUUGGUUACCGUGGCAUCUCAAGAAGAAUCCAGCGAAGAUUUGGUCAAUAUCGAAACUAGGGUUGAGGAAGCAAUGAAAUUGUGCAAGGAGGAGAAUAAGGGUAGUGAUUUGAGGGAUUUCAAGCUGUUGAUUGCUCAAAUUAAGGUUCUCGAUGGGAAUUACGAGGAUGCGUUGAUUGUUUAUCAGGAUUUGGUUAAGGAGGAGCCGAGAGAUUUUAGGCCGUAUUUGUGUCAGGGAAUUAUUUAUACUUUGUUGAAGAAAAACGGAGAGGCGGAGAAGAAUUUCGAAAAGUACAGGAGAUUGGUUCCAAAGGGGCACCCUUACGCGAGCUACUUCGAUGAUAAUAUGAUUGCUACUAAACUAUUCGCGCAGAAGGUGGAGAACGAGAGAGCUAUGUCGAAGAAUUAGGGCAUCCGUCUUAAUGAAGGUUCGUGUUUUGUUUUUCUACUGAUAUUUAGGCAUGUUUUAAUGAUUUCUGCAAUGUAGUUAAUAAUGGAUGGAUUUUUAUAAAUUUAUUUUUUUGGGGGAGAAAGGAUUACUUGGUUUUUUGAUAUCA
Erythranthe guttata (spotted monkey flower) is the source of this 1318-nucleotide messenger RNA. Its product is annotated as Tetratricopeptide repeat (TPR)-like superfamily protein. NCBI's taxonomy places the organism in Eukaryota, Viridiplantae, Streptophyta, Magnoliopsida, Lamiales, Phrymaceae. Gene Ontology annotation, cellular component: chloroplast thylakoid membrane. Gene Ontology annotation, molecular function: protein binding. The record is from RefSeq and is a predicted model, not a curated record.